Molecule: messenger RNA, 1650 nt
Organism: Cylindrotheca closterium
Lineage: Eukaryota; Bacillariophyta; Bacillariophyceae; Bacillariales; Bacillariaceae
Source: the annotation of a GenBank genome assembly
AUGUCGGACAAUGCUGGUUACAUCUGUGCCUUUGUGGGUGCCUUGGCGCAUGGAUCGUAUGGUGUUCCCGUCAAGGCUACCAAAGAUGUUGACGUCCAUCCACUCAUCUUGCAAUCCUACAAAACGGCCGUCCUGGCCUUUAUGAGUUGUGUGGUGAUUCCACUCGUCACUGUUUGGUUGGAACAAGGCAAAGAAUAUGACGCAAACAAUAGGCUUCGGUUCACUCCCUUUGGAAUACUCUCGGGAUUUUUAUGGGUAACGGGUGGUGCUUGUGGAAUUUAUGGAAUCCGGAAAGCAGGAAUGGCCAUUGCUGUGGGAACUUGGGCCAGUCUGAUGGUCUGCGUCAAUUUUACUUGGGGGAUUCUCAUUUUCAGAGAACCCGUCCAUUCCUUUUUGGAAUCCUGCAUGGCCUUUGGCUUGUUGCUUGUAGGGUUGGUAGGAAUGAGCAAAUAUUCGGCCAAGCCUUCUGGUGAUAUCAAAGACGAAACUUCCAAGAAAUCGAGGCCGGAAGACAAUGGCAGCGAGGAGGAGCCCCUCUUCAACAGUACGAACAGCCUCGAAAUGGAAGACGGUGUUCGUCCUGCUUCAUCAUCGUCGUCAUCCAAUUGGGGCGAUGUAGAAAUGAGAAACAAGUCCGACGGUACCUCUGCCACCAACAUUGGUGGUUCGACACGGCGAUUGGCCAAUCGGGGUCCUUCGAACAGCAGUAACGUGAACUAUGCCAAUGGGUCCAGUAGCAAUGCCAUUGGAGAAGAAGAAUCAGAAGAUACAUCACUGGCGAUGGGUCUCUUCCAAAAGAUGAAUGCGGUUAUAUAUGGGGAUGUUGAUCGUCACAAAAAGCAUGCCAAUUUGAAUCUCAUUGCCAUUUGGUACCGGUUCAUGGCCUUGAUCUCAACGGCCUUUGCUUCCUUGACUCCACGACAAGCCGGUAUUCUCAUGGCGGCCACGAACGGAAUUUUGGGCGGAUGUGCGUUGGUGCCCCUGCAUUAUGCCAAGAAAGAAGGCUUUCAGGGGUUGACCUACAUUCCAAGUUUUGGUUUGGGAUCCUUCAUUGCCAAUAUUGUCUUGUGGUCCCUCUAUUUUGCUUGGACGUAUCAACAACAACGACAACAAUAUCAUUCGCAAGCACCUGAAAAAGAGGUGCCGCGAACAUCGAUUUGGAAAUCGAGCGUCGAACUCAUGCCAUCCUUUUAUUGGGCCAAACUGUGGAAGCGUGGACUACUGGCUGGAUUUCUGUUGAGCAUUGGUAUGAUUUGUUCCAUCUUGGCGACGGGUGCCUUGGGCCAAGGCGUCGGUAAUUCCUUGGUCCAGUUGAAGAUUCUUAUCAGUGGUUUAUGGGGUAUCUUUUAUUACAAGGAGAUCCAGAACAAGCGCUCCAUCAAGUUCUGGUUCUUGUCGGCAUCCAUCUGUAUUUCUGGUAUCUUGGGACUCACCUAUCAACGGCUCAUGGCCACUCAGGACGCAGCAAUGUCAGCCGCAGCAGCUUUGCCACUGGACAUAGCCUCAUUGGAAGUGACAGUCCCGCCUACCGAAGGGAUGAUUAUUACCUCUCCACCACUUGACUCUUCUGCAAUAAUGGACACUCCGGUCGGGGAUUUGCCAAAUUUUCAAGUUGCAGAGGCUGCCUUGGCUGCAGGAAACAAUAACUGA